CUGAAUACAACAACGCAGUGCUUGGGCAAAGUGUUCGUAUAUUCUGCCCCAGAACAGGACAGACUGCGAGCUGUUCUGAGCAGGAUACAAGUGUUAGAAAAGCUGUGAAAGCUGCUGGAUCAACAGAGGCUGAACAUGGGCGCUGUGGUUGGACUGCUGCUGCUGCUGAUCGGAGUCUCUCAUGGUUUGGAAACAUCCUGUGAUGGCAGGAAGAAUGGAGCUCAGUGUUAUGGAGCUUUGGGAGGAACUGUGAACCUCCAGCUGAUGGACAGUGCCUCAGAAAUAUUUAGAUAUGAAUGGUCAAACAAAUCAACUAUAAUCCUCAUUGGGUCAAAGAAUAACAUUAGAAGUAAUGUAAUAUCAAGCAGAUCUGUUUUUACUCCCAGUAAUGGAACAUUCAGGAUCAAUGAUCUGAGCAGGAAUGACAAUGGAGAAUAUAAACUUAAAAUGGAGAAUGCAGAUCUAGAGAACUUAGGAGAAAGAACUCUACAUUUGUCUGUUCAAGCUCCUGUGUCCUCUGUGCUGCUGGUCUCUGAGUGUCUACAGGGAGAGAUGAGGGUGUCCUGCUCCUCUGUGGGAGGAGACCAUCCUCAGUACAACUGGACUCUGGAUGGACGUGAACUGACAGACGAUGAGCUUCUCUCUGGAAAUACUGAGUCUGAAAACAUCACUCUGAAAGCAGAUGUCUCAGGAUAUCUGGUCUGCUCUGUCAGGAAUGAUGUCAGUGAUGUCUGUGGCUCCACAAUCAAUAAUUGCACCUCAUCCAAUGGGACACAAAAAUGGGUCCAUGAAUCCAGUGACACUGUGUGUAAUAAACCAACAACAACCUCCACCACAUCCACAGUGGGUAAGGAGACGUCAGCUACACCCUCAACUAAUAUCACAUCCUCCAAUCAAACAGACACUUCUGGCAGAGAUGAUUCAUGGUACAGUAAGCUCCCGCUAAUAGGCGGUGUGCUCGCAGCACUGCUGAUUCUCUUAAUUGUCGGCGUCGCAGUCAUCUGUUCUCAGAAGAAAAAGCAAAGCACUAAACCAGAAGAGGAAGGAGAUGACAAGGAAUUAACCUACGCAGACGUCAAGUUCAUGCAGCGACCGGGGAGGCAAGUGGAGCCAAGGGCAGAUCUGGAGGUGGAGUACGGCCAAGUCAGGUUUUCAGAGCGACCUCAGCAGACGGAGCUCAGGGAAAAUGACUGUGUGUACGCCAUGGUCAGUAAAAGCAGGUGAUCUGAAGUGUUUUCAGAGCUUUUACAAGGACUGCACCACUGAAAGCAAGUAGAGAGAGGGAGAAGAGGAAGUUAAGCUGCCUGGAGGUUUGUCACCUCAAAUACGAGCUGUCAAAGCCCCUAUAUGUCCUGGUUUUGUACAUUUACUCUAAACACGUGAGCUGUAAAUGGGCAUCAAAGCAUCAAGUCACUUUUAGGCCUGAAUUCCUGGUUAAAGAGGUUAUACUAGCACUCCUGUUUUGUUUUUUUGUAAAGUAGUCAACAUUUUUUUUUAAGUAUUUCAUAAUUUUUUUACCCAGUUUCUGGGUUUGUAUGAUGCUGUACCUUUCAGUUUUUGUUUGUCUUUAAUUUAUAGGCAUAUUUAAUUUAAAUUUUCUUUUUUUUGGACUUUCUUUACAAUGUAUUUAGCUUUAUCAUUUUAAUGAUGGCAGACAUGAACAGUAUUCGGGCAUGCCUGUUUUCCCUUCAUCUAAAAUAGCUGCUUUUAGUUUGACAGCAUAAGACUGAAAUAAUAAAAUUUGCCAAAAAUAAUAAUAACCAAAAAUAAUUCGGUGCUGAGCGUCUCGGAGGAAGUGUCACAAUCAGUGAUACCAUCUUUCAUCCGCCUUCUCCUUUAAGAUACAUUUGCAGUGAAAUGUCUUGCAUUUUGGGACAUUCACGCUAAGCAGUAAUUGUUUCCAUGACGCAAACACUUUGGCUUUUUUCUGAACUUUCAUUCUCACGAAACUGGUUUAUCGGUUGCUUUUGAAUCAGUUAAUGGUCACAUAUCCCCUUGGUGCAAAGUUCAAUAUGCAAAGGUUGUAAAGUUGUAACUGUGCUACAUUCUCUAAUAAAUAAAGUUUCAUUGGUUUUGUUUAGUAAAUGCAAGCUUAAGAAAUA
Acanthochromis polyacanthus (spiny chromis) is the source of this 2102-nucleotide messenger RNA. RefSeq names its product T-cell surface antigen CD2-like. The coding region runs from base 136 to 1224 and encodes 362 amino acids. The record is from RefSeq and is a predicted model, not a curated record. The transcript is spliced from 6 exons. NCBI's taxonomy places the organism in Eukaryota, Metazoa, Chordata, Actinopteri, Pomacentridae.